AUGGAGCACCGAAAGAUAAGAGGAAACGGCAUAGACAUCCACGUGGCAAUCCAAGGCCCCUCCGAUGGUCCCAUAGUCCUCCUCCUCCAUGGAUUCCCUGAGCUCUGGUACUCAUGGCGUCACCAGAUCACCGGACUCGCCGCUCGUGGCUACCGAGCCGUCGCUCCUGACCUACGUGGUUACGGUGACUCCGAUGCUCCACCGGAGAUCUCUUUCUACACAUGUUUCCACAUCGUAGGUGACCUUGUCGCAGUAAUAUCCGCCUUAACUGAAGAGAAAGUGUUUGUGGUCGGACAUGACUGGGGAGCUCUCAUUGCAUGGUAUCUUUGUCUUUUCCGACCAGAUAAAGUCAAAGCCCUAGUCAACCUUAGUGUUCCUUUCUCUGUCCGUCCCACUGAUCCUUCCGUGAAACCUGUGGACGGUAUGCGUAUGUUCUACGGCGACGAUUACUACGUUUGUAGGUUUCAGGAAGAGGGAGAGAUAGAAGCGGAGAUAUCAGAGGUUGGGAUUGAGAGAGCAGUGAAGAAGGUUCUUACGUAUAGAACUCCUGGACCACUUAUUCUGCCUAAAGACAAGAGUUUCUGGGGAUCUAAAGAUGAUUCUAUAACUUUACCUUGUUGGUUAUCGGAAGAAGACGUUGCUUACUACGUUACCAAGUUUGAAGAGAGAGGCUUCUCUGGUGGAGUCAAUUUCUACCGUAAUUUUAACCGGAACAAUGAGUUGUUGGGUCCAUGGGUGGGAUGCAAAAUCCAAGUACCUACAAAGUUUGUGACAGGGGAUUUGGAUCUGGUCUACUACAUGCCUGGUGUGAAGGAAUACAUACACGGUCCCAAGUUUAAAGCAGAUGUGCCUUUGCUCGAAGAGCCUGUGGUCAUGGAAGGAGUGGCUCACUUCAUUAACCAAGAGAAGCCGCAAGAGAUCCUCCAAAUUAUCGUCGAUUUCAUCUCCAAAUUUUAA
This is a messenger RNA of Arabis nemorensis, 957 nucleotides long. Lineage: Eukaryota; Viridiplantae; Streptophyta; Magnoliopsida; Brassicales; Brassicaceae. The record is from the annotation of a GenBank genome assembly.